AUGAAAGAAGCUUUACUGCCUGCUUCGACACCAUCUUUGAGUACACUGGCAUGGAACUUCUUUGUCAUGGGCACCACCGCUUUUGGAGGUCCGCCAGUUCACAUUGGCAUGUUCCGAUCCCGCUUCGUGGAGAAGUACGGGUGGCUUUCAAGCGAGCGCUUCGCGGAGCUUUUUGCCAUGGCCAACUGUCUCCCAGGGCCCUCGAGCACGCAGGUGGCCUAUGCCAUCGGUAUCACGCAAGGAGGCGUUCUGGGCGGGUUGAUUGCUGGAUUUUGCUUCGUCAUACCUGGCGCGAUCUUUCUCUCACUGCUGGGAUUCGUGUCCCAAACAUUGUCGAAGCAGAUUGAAGAACCCGCCUCACCAGCGAAUGCGGUGGCGAUUGCGUGUAGUGCUGUUGGAGUUGCGCUGGUUUUUGUGGCGAUCACCGGUCUCAUCAAGAAGCAGGUCUUCGAAGCUGGGAACCAGGUCGUGUUGGGUGCAAUCUGCUUCUUCACUGGAGCCAUCUGCUUGCUUGUGCACCCAGCUCCAGCUUGGCUGAACCCAACUUUGAUCUUUGUGGGCGGCCUUACAACCAUCAUGCAUCCUGCCUCGCCAGACUCUGAAGUGAAGCACGCCCAGGACACUGGAAAGUCAGGCAUGCCCGUAGCCCUGGCUGUGGGCAUCUUCCUGCUGUAUCUUGCUGUGGCUGCCUUUACUCUAUGGAGAGACACCUUCGAUCAUGGAUGGGUUAUGCCGUUCUUGACCGCAGGCAUGUUUGUAUGGGGCGGAGGGCCCGUGGUUCUGCCCAUGUUGAUGACCUUCCUUACACCGAGCUGGAUUUCGCCCACGAUUUUCUUGGCCGGAAUCUCCUUCGCCGAAAUGAUGCCUGGCCCUGUGUUCAACAUCUCCUGUUUCCUCGGCAUUCAACUGGCUCUGAACAGCGGAGUCUAUUGGCUGUGGGGCAUCCUCCUGUGCUGGGCAGGCCUCAUGGGACCAGGAGUUACCUUGAUCUUUGGUGCUUACACACUCUGGGACGAACUCCGCAAGCAGCGCCUGUACCAGCACGCUCUGCCAGGCCUCAAUGCAGCGGCUGUUGGGCUGCUUUUGCCCACCAUGUUUGUGGUCUACGAUACCUUGCAGGAGCGGAGCCCGUGGCAGUCGGGAAGCCGGGCCCUGGUGGUCCUCGCCUACUACUUCAUCGAGCUGGUGAAGGUGAAUGUCCCUUUGGUGGUGGUCGCAAGUGGCCUCGUCGGACUGGCCUGGUCUCUGUAUGUCGCGCACUGA
This is a messenger RNA of Symbiodinium natans, 1263 nucleotides long. Lineage: Eukaryota; Dinophyceae; Suessiales; Symbiodiniaceae. The record is from the annotation of a GenBank genome assembly.